UUCCUUAUAAAGAUUUCCCCUGCCUGUCUUCUCCUUGUUCCCAAGCUUCUUUAAAACUGUCACCUCUUGUCAAUCUUGAAAAGAAAAAUGGCCAAAAACAUUGGUUUUCUGGUUUGUCUCUUAAUCAUGGCAUUGGAUGUUGUUGCUGGCAUACUUGGGAUUGAAGCUGAGAUGGCUCAAAACAAGGUGAAGCAUUUAAAGAUGUGGAUUUUUGAGUGUAGAGACCCAAGUCAUCAAGCUUUCAAGCUAGGCUUGGCUGCGGUGAUACUUCUUUCCCUUGCUCAUAUCGUUGCUACCUUGCUUGGUGGCUGCACUUGCAUGUGCUCCAAGGAAGAAUUCAACAAGGCAUCUGCUAACAAGCAACUAGCUGUCGCUUCCCUUUUCUUCUCAUGGAUUAUACUGGCAAUUGGGUUCUCAUUGCUGAUCAUAGGGACAAUGGCGAACUCAAAAUCAAGAAAAUUAUGUGGAAUAUCACAUAAUCGUGUUCUGUCAAUUGGAGGCAUUCUGUGUUUUGUUCAUGGACUCUUCACAGUUUCCUAUUAUGUAUCCGCCACUGCUACAGCCAGAGACAAUUCUCGGCAUCAUGACCGUAAUGCAACUCAAGCUUAGCCUAUUUCCAGUUUUCUUUAAUUUUAUCAGAUCCCUCUUCUAAUCCUCCUCAAUUGGCAGCUUGCAUUCUUCAUUCAACUUAUAAUCAUGUAAUAAGAUUUUAAGCUUUUUCUUAAUGAGUUACCAUUUGAUUAACUUCUUGGA
Molecule: messenger RNA, 753 nt
Organism: Populus nigra (black poplar)
Lineage: Eukaryota; Viridiplantae; Streptophyta; Magnoliopsida; Malpighiales; Salicaceae
Product: protein DESIGUAL 2-like
Exons: 3
Coding region: 88-609 (173 amino acids)
Source: RefSeq, a predicted model, not a curated record